AGUGAAUAGAUCAAGUUUACGACAAAGCGGUUAUAAAAUUAGUUUUCAUUUACAGCAAAGUUCGCUGAAUUAUACAGCAAAUGUCAUCAGGCGUGUCAGAUCAGAUGAAAGUACCCGGAAACACAGCGAAAAACGAGGAGCGCAGUAUACCAUGGAGUCAGCAAGUGGAUGAAGUCACCUCAUAUGAGAAUUUAACAUCUCCAAUUAAUGAGGAUUCGCCAGCUGCCAAUCAAAGCACUUCAACACAAUUCCAAUAUCCACCUUUCAAUGCUAAAGAGAAUCAAAACUCAUCAUGGAAUAACUACAAGCCACGUAAACCGACUUCUAAUUUUGAUAAUAAGAAAUACAACAAACCUGCAUUCUACAAUAAUUCUAAAAGAGAUGACUACCAAUUAAAUGCAUGGGGUUCCAACAACACGCGUAGAAUAAAUUCUGACAAUGCUCCAGGUAUUUUUAAUAGAGCUAAUCGUUACGAUGAUGGACGAUAUGAAAAUUAUUCAUCGGAAAAACUGGACAACAGACCUAGCACUAAUAGCGCACCCGAAGAGAAGAAAGCGAGCGCACCGCCAGCAGCAUCUGCUCCGAAAAAGACUACAUGGGCAUCAAUUGCCUCGCAACCCGCAAAGCUUACUUCACGAGCGACGCUCACUACUUCCAGUCACAAAAAGAAGGGUCCAGGUAUGCCGCCACCGCCCAUGGUUCCAGGGAAGCACAAUUUGGACGUUAAUACAUGGGAUUUGCCUAAUAAUAAUCCGCCUCCAGUGCCGUCGCCACCGCCACCAAUUGAUUUGGGUUCGACUGAUAUUAAUUCCGACUUCUCGCCUGGAGUUGGCAGUGAUUUUGAUAUAGGAGGAGCUCGCAACGACAGGGGUGGACAUUAUAAAGGACAAGACGUUCUUAAAGACAACGGUGCUAAGUUAAACUAUGCGGGAAAUUUCGGGCGCACACGAGGUUCCCCCAACGGCCACUCUCGUAAAAAUUGGUCCACACAACAUCCUUUAUACCAAGGAACGAGGCAAUCUGGGGGGCCGCCGCCAUCAGGCCCCGUGCGUAGAGGUGAAGGCCCAGCAGGAAGCGGAGGCGGAAGUAAUUCUGGCCAAAGUCGUUACGGUGAACGCAAAAGUCAGUAUACAUCUUCACGACAAGAUCACGAUAGCGGUUCCACUGAGCAUCGUGAAGAUAGCAAUUCCCGAAACAGGGAAGUUAGUACCGAACGCGUUGUUGAAUCCCCGCAAGCGGUUUUGGAUGAGCUACGCGACAAAAACAAUUAUAAUCCGACUGAACUCGAUUUAGAGAAAGCUGCAACAGCCAGGUUUUUCGUAAUAAAAUCAUAUUCGGAAGACGAUAUUCAUCGUAGCAUAAAGUAUGAAAUCUGGUGCUCAACCGAUCACGGUAAUAAACGUUUAGACGAUGCCUUCAAAGAACGCCACAAGGAGGGUGGAAAUAUUUUAUUGUUCUUUUCCGUAAACGGUUCAGGUCACUUUUGCGGCAUGGCACAAAUGAUGACCGCUGUAGACUAUAAUUCUACGUCCAGCGUGUGGGCGCAAGACAAAUGGAAGGGAAAGUUUAAAGUUAAAUGGAUAUAUGUAAAAGAUGUGCCCAAUAACAAACUCCGCCAUAUUGCUUUGCAGAACAACGAGAACAAGCCUGUUACGAAUUCACGUGACACGCAAGAAGUACCUAAUGCCAAGGGUAUUGAGGUGUUACAAAUAUUGCACUCUUAUAAGCACUCCACGUCUAUUUUCGAUGACUUUUAUCACUAUGAAAAGAAACAAGAGGAAGAAGUUUCAUCUAAGAAACCUACCAGCCACGAUGGUCCGCCUCCUGUGGGACGUUACUUCAAUCAGCGCCAAACUGAUGAUCGGGAUCGCGAUCGCGAUCGCGACAGCCGAAGUGGAGGUGGUCAGCGUUAUUUUAGCGGUGGUUCAUCAUUUCGUGAACGCAAUAAUACACAUCGUGGCAAUUUUAAUUCUUAUAAUGAGCAUCGGCGUUUCGAAGGCCCUCGAUCUGGCAGUGGGGGCAACGAUCGAGUUGAUUUUAGAGAUGACGCUGACAGAGAAAACAAUGAAUAUAGCGGCAGUGGAAGUGGCACUAAUAGAUAUGUUUCUAAAUACGAUUACAAUCGGCGUGGGGAUGAUCGAGGAGUACCCAAGCAUAGUAAUCGGGAACGUGACUUUCCGGAAGAGCAUCAAACAAAAAAUGAGCAAUCUUCGCGACUCCGCUCCGGACCAAGAGAAAUACAACAGCAAAAAGACAACGAAUAUCCAAAUACGGAACGAAUCCGGGAUUCUGACUACUGAUCAGUAUAAUCGAUCGGCAAAGUUUUUAAUUUAAUUGAGGAAGAUAUAAGCGGAGAUAAAUGCAAAUGUUAUUACUGACAUUCGAAACCACUAAAAACAUACAAACACAUUUACAUUCACGCACGCACACCUACCCAUACCCAUACAAACGCAAAUACACAUGCAUCAGUUUACACUUACGCCCCAGGUGAAAUUGAGCAAUCAAAUCGAUGAAUGCAUUUGUGCUGCUGUUAAUAUAUCUUUUUUAUAAUUUUUUAUUUUUCUUAAUUUUAGUUUAAAGAUCAAUUAAUAUAUAUAUAUAUAUGUA
Molecule: messenger RNA, 2607 nt
Organism: Glossina fuscipes
Lineage: Eukaryota; Metazoa; Arthropoda; Insecta; Diptera; Glossinidae
Gene: Ythdf
Product: YTH domain-containing family protein
Exons: 9
Coding region: 81-2300 (739 amino acids)
Biological process (GO): mRNA destabilization
Cellular component (GO): cytoplasm
Molecular function (GO): mRNA binding; N6-methyladenosine-containing RNA reader activity
Source: RefSeq, a predicted model, not a curated record